Messenger RNA from Adineta ricciae, 729 nucleotides. NCBI's taxonomy places the organism in Eukaryota, Metazoa, Rotifera, Eurotatoria, Adinetida, Adinetidae. The record is from the annotation of a GenBank genome assembly.
AUGUCAUCUGAUGAAAUACUUCGUUUGAAUUUCAUAGCUCAAACUAUAGUAAUAUAUGCUGGUUCGUCGAUGUUUAUAUGUGGUAUUCUUGGUAAUAUUGUAAAUAUUUUCCUAUUUACUUUUCAUCGCCAAUUUAAUAGUUUAUCCAUAUCAAGAUUUCUUCUGUUUUCUUUUUUCGGAAGUCAAUUAAAUCUUCUCAGUGCAUUUUUACCUCAAUUAAUUUCUCGAAUAACCGGAAAUGAUCCAUUAGUGAAAUCUGAAAUACUUUGCAAGUUACGAUGGUUUUUUGGGCCGGUAACAGGAACAGUAGCAUUACAUGGAAUUUGUUUAGCAAGUGUCAAUCACUAUUUGUUAUCAUUACGAAAUAUCCGUUAUCAUCGAUGGAUAACACAGCGUCGUUCUUAUUUCAUUUGUUUGUUUGUUUUAUUUUAUUCAGUUUUGUUCAUAAGUCCAAAUUUAAUUUAUUUUACACAUUGGAUUAAUAUAUCUAAUAUAACUACAUGUGAUAUAAUUAAUCCAAUUGCUGCUAGUUAUAAUGUUUAUAUUGGUCUUGUUAUAUAUAGUUUGAUCCCCAUAUUCGUUUUAUCAAUAUUAUCUUCCUUAAUAUGGUUUAAUAUACGAAAGAUUAUCAUUAGAGGGAACGGUAUAGAACAAACCAUAACUGGUUUAUUAGUCGGUCAAGUCGUAAUGGUUUUAUUCACAACAAUUGCUUUUAUUCUCUUCGUUUAG